Molecule: messenger RNA, 573 nt
Organism: Daucus carota subsp. sativus
Lineage: Eukaryota; Viridiplantae; Streptophyta; Magnoliopsida; Apiales; Apiaceae
Exons: 1
Coding region: 1-573 (190 amino acids)
Source: RefSeq, a predicted model, not a curated record
AUGGGAAACCAAUCCUCCUUCUGCAGUACACGGAUUUCGGCUGCAUCCAAAGCCUCGAAGGUGAUCUUCCCCGGCGGCGAAGUGCGGCAGUUUCGCCAUCCAGUUAAGGCUGCCGAGCUCAUGCUCGAGUCCCCUAACUCUUUUCUAGCGAACACAAAGUCCCUGAAUGUUGGUAGAAGAUUCGCAGCUCUCUCAGCUGACGAAGAUUUGGAGUUCGGGAAUAUUUACAUUAUCUUUCCGAUGAAGAGGCUCAAGUCAGUGGUCACUUCGGAUGAUACGGAUGUGCUCUUCAUGGUUGCUAACCCUACAGCCAGAGCCAGUGCCAACAAAGUCAAGGUUUUGCCGGAAUCUGCAGCCACUGCAUUGCCAGAGAGCGAGGCUGGAGGAUCGAAAACAGGCUUUGAAGAAGUCGAGGGGCUCGACACGAGUGAGUUCAAGUACAGGCUAUCAGUAUCGAGGUCCCGAAAGCCUGUGCUGGAUACUAUCACAGAAGAGCAGAGCCGGCAUUCCAAAUGUUUUCCGAGAGGGGUUAAGCAAUCCUGCGUUAAUAUAGGUCCAUCUUCCACUACAUGA